Molecule: messenger RNA, 1809 nt
Organism: Fonsecaea erecta
Lineage: Eukaryota; Fungi; Ascomycota; Eurotiomycetes; Chaetothyriales; Herpotrichiellaceae
Exons: 7
Coding region: 1-1809 (602 amino acids)
Source: RefSeq, a predicted model, not a curated record
AUGGCCGGUACUCAUCAGCCCGAGCUUGUGAUCGGUGUUGACUUUGGCAUGUCCCAGACAGGCGUGGCAUACUGCACUACACCAUGGACAAAUCCUGUAACCUUUCAAAGUUGGACCACCAUUGCAGCUGAACUGUUCAAUAAGGCGCCAUCGCGGCUGGCAUAUAACCAUGGCACAGCGAACAUCAAGUCCUGGGGUUUUUUCGUGGAUGUCGCGGAUAGGGCGACCGACAUCAAAGAGUAUUUCAAGCUCCAUCUCGAUCCCGAAUAUAGAGAAUGGGAGCAUCUCUCUCACCAAGACGCAAGACGUUUUUAUCUGGAUUACAUGAGAUGUGUGCAUGAUCAUAUCGCCCGAUUUUUCCAGAGUCGAUAUCCUCAAUGGGCAACCAUGCGAGUCGAGUGGAACUUCAGCGUUCCCACGACUUGGAAGCAUGCUGGAAUGGUCCGUGAUCUCCUAGCGAUCCUUAAGCUCGCUGGAUUUGGAAGAGACGGCCAGUACCACUCGUCGGUGGUGACCUUGACUGAGGCUGAGGCAGCCGCGGUCUGUGUCGCGAAGCAAAUGUUGAAGCGUGACGACGUGAUCUUAGUGUGCGAUGCAGGCGGAGGUACAACGGACGUCAACAUCAUGAAAGUAAAGUCAGAGAUAGGAGAAGCGCUCAGGUUGGAACAAUUGCUUCAGGUCGAAGGGCGAGAGGUCGGCUCUGCUCUGAUCGACAUAAAAGUACAGCAGCAUCUUGCCAAACGAUUGGCCUUGGUCCAGGAUAUUUUGCAACCAGCAGAGACGGCCGAAAAAAUGAUGCUGGGUAGAUUCGAGAGAUUCAAGUGCAGUUUCGGGAGCCCAGGUAUGACUGUUCCAAAGUUGUAUCUGCCAGUGACUGGUCUGCCCACGGGCUUGGAUUACCCGCAGGCCGGGAUCAGAGACUCCCAUAUGGAAAUCGAUCAAGACACCAUUCAGCAUUUUUUCGACGAACAGGUUGAUGGCUUGAUUGAAUUGAUUGAAGAACAGUUGCAAGGACUGAAAAGGACACGCCCUGGGGAACAGGUCUCAUAUUUGAUCAUGUCUGGAGGCCUUUCAGCUUCUGAAUACAUUCAGAGCCGAAUCAAAACGCAUUUCGAGUCUGGAUCAGGAGCAGAAAUAUCGAAUGUGCGCGGCCUGCGAAUGCUGCUCGCCGAAAACUUACAGCUCGCCGUGGUCCAGGGACUCGUCAGUUAUCGAGCUCAAGAGAUAGGACAAGAUUGCGCACCGAUCGUGCAACGCUGCGCACCUGUUAGCUAUGGUGUCGUUGUCAAUCAAAAGUACAGCCAACAAAGACAUUAUGGUCAAAGGGUGGUUCGAGAUAGAAGAGACGGUCAGAGAUGGGCUGUGGACCAGAUUGAGUGGCUGAUCCGAAAAGGCGAUAAAAUCACCGACAACGGCAUCGAGAAGAUGUUCAAAGCAAAGUUGAGUCCUGCGCAGUACCGAAAGCCAUGGAAGGCUCAGUUCGUGGUGUCUACACGAUCCGCCGACGCCCUCCCAAAGAGUAUGGCUGAACGAGACCAUGUGAGGACGCUGUGCACCGUGUCCGUCAACCUCCAUCUGGUCGAGCGGCACGUGCGAAACAAGCACUGGUGGAAUUUUGGGGAGCGUUACGAGCUUGCCCAUUUCCGUGUGAAGCUCAUCCCUGGUCGUGCCGACUUGAAAUUCCGCCUGAUCAGCGGCGGUCGGCUAGUGAACAGUGAAGAUGAUCAAAUAAAAGUCGACUGGAGCAAUGGAUCCCACCGUCAAUCAACAACAAGCAACGAUGAUCUGGAUCAAUGGCACACAAUGUGA